AUGCACUUCGCCGGCAGCAUCGAGGUGAAGCUACCUCCCCAGAACUACCUCAUCCCCGUGUACUCCAAGGGCACCAUGUGCUUCGCGUUUGCCGGCAGCGGUGACCGUGGUGUCUCCAUCUUCGGCAACAUCCAGCUGCAGGGGUUCCGUGUCGUGCACGACGUCGACGGCCAGCGUGUUGGGUUCGCGCCAAAUAGCUGCUGA
Miscanthus lutarioriparius is the source of this 204-nucleotide messenger RNA. NCBI's taxonomy places the organism in Eukaryota, Viridiplantae, Streptophyta, Magnoliopsida, Poales, Poaceae. The record is from the annotation of a GenBank genome assembly.